Messenger RNA from Schistocerca cancellata (South American locust), 1032 nucleotides. RefSeq names its product tyrosine-protein kinase Fer-like. The transcript is spliced from 8 exons. Bases 1 to 1032 code for a protein of 343 amino acids. The record is from RefSeq and is a predicted model, not a curated record. Gene Ontology annotation, biological process: protein phosphorylation. NCBI's taxonomy places the organism in Eukaryota, Metazoa, Arthropoda, Insecta, Orthoptera, Acrididae. Gene Ontology annotation, molecular function: ATP binding; protein tyrosine kinase activity.
AUGUGUGGACAGAACACUGAACCCUGUGGUACUCCAGUGGAGGAGGAUAUACAAGGGAAGCUGUGGUACCACGGUAGGCUUACGCGCGAGCUGGCGGAGCCGCUGCUGUGUGCAGACGGCGACUUCCUGGUGAGGGAGUCGUCCGUCAAGAACACACCCCGACUCACUCUGUCCGUGCGGUGGCAGCGGGACGUCAAGCACAUCAUACUGCUGCGCAGCCACGAGGGCUGGUACUGCAGGCCGGGAGUUUUCUUCGGCAGCGUGGAGCAGCUGGUGUCGGGUUACCAGAGGUCUGGGCAGCUGUUGCUGGAGGGCUGGGGCGGGCGUCUCGUGAGGCCCGUGCAGAACGUCACCUGCGACCUCACCAGCCAGGACGUCACCCUCAUCAAGAGGAUCGGCGAGGGCUACUUUGGGGAGGUGUUCCUAGGGCUGCUGAGGAGUUCUGGGGAGAAGGUGGCGGUCAAGAUGUCCAAGGUGGACCUGCCCGACGAGCGGCGGCGUGACAUCAUAGACGAGGGCCAACUGCUCCACCGCUACAGACACCGCCACGUCGUCGGCUUCGUCGGCAUGUGCCUCUACCACAGCACCAUCAUGGUCGUCAUGGAGUUUGUCCCAGGUGGUUCGCUGCUUCAGCACCUGAGGGAGCACCGGCUGACGCUGUCCACAGAAGAGCUGACGGCCAUGUGCCGUGACGCGGCUGAGGGGAUGGCCUACCUGGAGGCUAUGAAGUGUGUGCACCGCGACCUGGCCGCCCGCAACUGUCUACUGGGAGAGAACAACCUGGUGAAGAUAUCGGACUUUGGCAUGUCCCGCGAGGUGGAGGACUACUACAUGGCCCACAACCUUCGCCAGGUGCCGGUCAGGUGGACGGCUCCUGAGGCCCUCCUGAUGGGCAAGUACUCAUGGAUGAGCGACGUGUGGAGUUUCGGCGUGCUGAUGUGGGAGGUGUUCUCGCGCGGAGCCAACCCCUACACGGGCUUCAGCAACCAGGAAGUGCGGGAAAAAGUAGAGAACGGACUGAAGGGCCGCUGA